AUGUCGUUUCAGUAUGAACCCCAAGGAUGGCAGGCGCCGGUUCGGCAGGCCUCAUGGGAGCAGCCGCCCCCGCCGUCAAGAUCAGGCGCCAGUUCCACCUCACAGCGCGAAGAUGGCAAUGCUUUUGCCAUUCAGUUCGAAGAGGUGGAUCGAGCGAUGGAUAAUCUUGUCAAGAGUGGCAAAUUCUAUGGUGUUGGUGGACAACGAUCAAUGCCACCUGGCCCAAUGCGUCCGGGCGUGGAGUAUGGUCCCCGAAUGCACGGAGGCCGCCAUUCCGUCGGCGACUUUGACCCUUCGCGACCGCACCCCGGCUCGAAUCUUCAAAACUUCUAUGCCUCGCAAAGGCAUCAAGGCCGCCAUGGGGAUGGCGAGCAGAUGAUGCAAGCCAAAAGGAGGAUGGCGGCUCAGCGAGAGCGCGAGCUCCGUAACUAUCAUCAGGAGCAGCAAUACAACCGGAGUUUACUGGCCGAAAUGUCGUCUAACAAAUCCGAUCGGUCAAUGAGCCCCAGCACCUUGAGUGAGGAAGGCCGCCGGGAACUAAUUGCUCGUCAGCAUCGCGCGUUAUAUGGCGGUGAUCCCGCGGCUUUUGUAGGACAGGUCCCCUUUUCCACCGAGGACGUCACCAGCCGAGAUCAAGCUGGAGGGGUCUCUGGCACUGCGCCUGGCGCCCCCCGUGGUCCUUCACCCCGCACCUCUGAUCCUUUUGGCGGGCCGGGACAGACCUCGCAAGGUGAAUCCGGCCCUCAGAGUGCGUCUUCGGGUCAGGAAGCCGCUCGUGCUGAAAAGGCGACUUCUCCGUCAGCGCAAACGUCCUCAGGAUUCGGUACGUUUGAUGCUCCCAUUCAAGCUUCCGGAAAAGCGCCCACACCACCGACAGGGGAAGAGCCAUCGCACUCGCGGCAGAUCUCCAAGUCAACCACUGCGCCCGUCAGUGGCGGCAUGGGGCCAAUUGGCAGCCGUCCCAAUGUGCAACAGGCACCAAACCAGUCAAUCAACAAGCGCACGACCUCCCCUCUGCCUUCUUCUUUGGGAUACGGGUUCGGGUCUAAUGAACAAAAUGCUGAUCGAGCAGGGUCGGCCAACUCGAACUCGAAUGCGCAGAAAGAGUCGUCGAAUUCCGGAAUGGGUACUUGGGGCACAGGCAGCGGAGUCUGGGGAUCCAACAAAAUCGGUACGACCUCAGUGUGGGGUUGA
Molecule: messenger RNA, 1194 nt
Organism: Fonsecaea multimorphosa CBS 102226
Lineage: Eukaryota; Fungi; Ascomycota; Eurotiomycetes; Chaetothyriales; Herpotrichiellaceae
Exons: 5
Coding region: 1-1194 (397 amino acids)
Source: RefSeq, a predicted model, not a curated record